This is a messenger RNA of Williopsis jadinii, 2397 nucleotides long. It is a transcript of the gene MAK10, whose product is annotated as Mak10p. The record is from RefSeq and is a predicted model, not a curated record. Gene Ontology annotation, biological process: N-terminal peptidyl-methionine acetylation. The transcript has a single exon. Gene Ontology annotation, cellular component: NatC complex. Bases 69 to 2252 code for a protein of 727 amino acids. Lineage: Eukaryota; Fungi; Ascomycota; Saccharomycetes; Phaffomycetales; Wickerhamomycetaceae.
UUCACUGGGGAGAGGGGCCAGCAUCAGCAGCAGCAUCAACAACAUCAGCAGCGAACCAGUUGGGCCCGAUGAGCGAACAAAUGGUGGACAUCACCGAUGUGCUGCGUCGCAAGGCCCGUGAAGUUGCCAACGACGCUGUUGUGAAGAGCCCACAGUUCUCGCUGUUCCAAGGAACACAGGCGUUGGAGAUCAACAACAAGAGGUUGGACUCUGGGAUCAUUGAGCUGAGUGUGGAGGAGGAGGAGUUCGACGUGUUGUGUAAGAGGUCGCUGCAAGAGGUGCUGGCCACGAGCGAUGCCAUCUUCAGGAAUGUGUUUAUAUGGCUCCAGAACUCGAGUCUGUCAGUGACUGUCUUCAGCUGCCGUUAUGUUGAAGAACUGUUGGUGAUCUACAACAAGGAUGCGAACAAGGGCAUCUCGAGCUGUCGGUUUGGCGCUGUUGAGAACGUGUCCAUGGACCCUGAGCUUUUGCUGGUCCACAAGGUGUUGAGAUCUGUUGUGCUGGGUGCAUUGCACCUCGUUAGGCUGUGUUUGACUCUGGGACAGAGUGGUGUUGUGUAUGAGGAAGAGGACAUAAACACCCAGACGAUGAACCUCAACGUCAUAACCAUGGUUGAAUCCAACGAUAUACUGAAGGAGUUGAACGACUCAGUGGACUUUCUAAAGAGUAAAUACGCUGACUCAAAGGAUUCUGAAAUACUCCAAUUGAUUCUUAAAACGCUGGUCCAGCUCAUCAACUUGCCUCAAUUCAUCGCGUUGAAAGUUCCCAAACUGACAGAUUGCUCAACUCCACCACAGUCACCCGCAAUGGUGAGCUCGUUGGCAGCAUUGGUCGAUUCUCUGGUCACGCAUGUGGAUUAUCUCAACUCUUUACCUCAAAUCCCCGGAUGCUUCUCCAUGGGGAUCCAAAAGAGACUGGAUAACAGACUGCCUUCCAGAGAUUUGAUCCCAUUAAAAUCAGAAGAUUACUCGUCUCUGAAAGUGCUCGUGGAUGAUUUACAAAGAAUAUGGGCAAUCUCGAACAGGUUGACCUCACAAGACGUUGUUAAUCAUGCCCUUAAUUUCGCCAACACCCAUCAUCAUGUCAUAUCAAGAGCUAUAUAUGCCUUGUUUUUGGUCAGAGAUGAUGCAACCGUGUUUGGAGUGGAGAAAGUGUCUGACUUCCUCAAUGAAGAGAUGUUACGAUUCAGCUGCUGGGACUCUGAAUACAUCAAUACGUCAAAUGAAAUCGUCAAGCAGAAAGUGGCAGAACUGACACAUCAGAUAAGUUCAGUUGCAUUGGAAUGGCUCAGCGUAAUGAAUCAAAACCCGUGUCGUCAGAGACAACACUUUUCGAGACUUAUCACGGUGUUUGAUACCUUAGAAUACAACUCUGAGAACUUUGAACGCAACUUGAAGGAAGUGUUUCAAGUGAAUGAAGAAUUUGAGUAUAACGGUGAAUUGGUUCUUGCAUUACCGAUAACGUCUUGGGUGUGCUAUGUCAAAAUGGAUAUAAUGCUACACGUUGUACUACGUGGAUUUGAACUGGAGCUGUAUCAAACUUGGGAGUUCCACCAAAUGUACUGGUACGUUAACUACCUCGUGGAUAACAUCCUUUUGAUCCUUGAUAGGGUUAUCGAGUAUAACCGUUCAAAGAUCUAUAAGAUCCAACAGAUGAAGAACCAACUCAAGAAGAAGAAAGGUGAUCAAAAGCUAAGGUACAAGGAGAAGAUGAUGAAGAGACAAGCCCAGAUCCCUUCGUUACAACUGUUCGUCGACACUUUGAACAAAAAAAUUGUUCAGUACAAAAUCAUCCAGGGACUGGCAGUAUUGCAAUCCAUCCAAUUGCAGAAAUACAUCAAAUCUGGUAUCUUGAAAACUCCAGAUUUCCCAUUUGUUCAAAAUGAAGAGAUUCUGUAUAAGCUACGUAUGAAACCGUUCGCCUCUGUUGGAGUUCCAAGUUUACCACCUUACUCACACUAUCAAUUCCAUUUGAAAAAUUCUCUGAAGCAACCACACACGCCACAGGAUAUCAACCACGUAAAGAGCUCCAUCCUUUCCAAUAUCAAGAUCAUAACAGAUGGAAUCCAAUCAAAGGAUGUCACUGUGAGUAUGCACAUCUGUUCUCAAGAUUGGUUACACUGGUUUAGACAGCUACAGAGAUCGUGUAUUGGUAUUGGUUUGCAAUUACAGAAACCAAUCACAGCAACACAGAGAGUUGUCAUAGAUAGCAAGGGAUUCCAUCGUUAUUUCCCGGUGGUGAACAGUGAAUAAAUGCCCAAAUCCGGAGUUUCAAUAAUAUGUCUAAAGGCUACAUAGAUGAGUAGGGCUAUAGUUGGGCGCAUAAUCACGUGUUGUUUCUUAGGGCUCCAAAUGUCUCCUUCGCGAAAUCGCUAAAAGUUGGAAAAAGAAAAAAAAC